This is a messenger RNA of Dermacentor albipictus, 5399 nucleotides long. RefSeq names its product phosphatidylinositide phosphatase SAC2-like. The record is from RefSeq and is a predicted model, not a curated record. Gene Ontology annotation, cellular component: clathrin-coated endocytic vesicle; early endosome. Lineage: Eukaryota; Metazoa; Arthropoda; Arachnida; Ixodida; Ixodidae. Gene Ontology annotation, molecular function: phosphatidylinositol-4-phosphate phosphatase activity. Gene Ontology annotation, biological process: phosphatidylinositol dephosphorylation; regulation of endocytic recycling.
CGGCCGCUACGGGGCUACGGCUGAGCUACAGUUACUUCUCUCUCUUCUGUCACUCUCACUGUGUGGUUGGUGCGGUGCCAGGCAGGGCCGAGCGGCCCCCGUGUGAUGGGUGGUAAUGGGGUCUUGUUCUGUGGUGUCGUUUUCACGCACGCCAAUCUGUGCCCCAUGUGGCGAACAAGCGGUGUUGCUAAGCUCUGAAAUCAUGAUGAAGUUUGCAUGCUAGGGUAAUAUAAAAUUUCUCCCUGCCCUGAUAUCAGUGGUGGUUUUCCUUGUCACCAUGGAAAUUCUGAUGACUCCCGAUUAUUACGUGAUCAUCGAUGGUGAAGAAACCUUGUGGUGCAGCCGUGUUGACGGGAAACUGGAACCGAGAAAACGAUCUGAAUUACAUCCGCUGACAGAUGCUGUCUGUUUGGGCACAGUUUAUGGGAUCAUCGGAAAAUUCCAGCCACAUCCAGACUCGGACCAGCAGUUAGUCCUGAUUCGACAAACAAGUCUCAUAGGAUCCCUGCCGGGAAACCACCAGGUCUUUAAGGUUAACAAGGUUGUCUUGGUGCCACUCUCAGUCCAUGAAGCCCCAGAACUGGAGAUGGAGCCAUGCAGCAAGCACCCAUCAAGCUGGAGAAGACCUGAACGAAGCCCUGCAUCAGAGCUACAGCAGCGAGCUCUUCAGAAAACCUGGCAAACCAUCAAAACUGCCACAGGUCAAGUCAAGCCACGCAAGAAUGUGCAGAAUCGAGAGCGGGACAAAUAUGAAAGGAGACUGCUGGAUGAACUCUUGAAGAUGUUUAAUGACACAGACUCAUUUUACUUCUCUCCAACUGGUGAUCUGACCAACACAAUGCAACGGCAAGUGGAGCAGCCACCACUACCUGCAGAAUUACCCCGCUGGAAAAGUCUGGAUGAAAGAUUUUUUUGGAACCGUGAAAUGCUUCAUGACUUGACGGAAGUUGAGGGUGGUGACCACUGGGUCUUGCCUAUUAUUCAAGGCUUUGUGCAAGUUGAGCGCUGCCAGCUUGACCCCAUCGAUGACAACCAGCCAGAAGCAGCACUUUGCCAGGAUAGUUCGGGUGCCUGGUUUGAUGUGCAAAGUGCUGCACGUCCAUUGGCCAAGGAGUUCACCAUGACUUUAGUGUCACGGCGAAGUCGUUACCGAGCAGGAACACGUUACAAGCGGCGAGGGGUGGAUGAAAUGGGCAAGUGCGCCAACUACGUGGAGACUGAGCAAAUUUUUGAGCAUGCUGCCCAUGUGGUAUCAUUCGUACAAGUGCGUGGCUCAGUGCCUGUCUUCUGGAGUCAACCCGGCUAUAAGUACCGUCCGCCUCCACGUCUUGACAGAGAUGAAGAAGAAACAAAACAAGCCUUUGAGAAACACUUUGUUGAGCAGAUAGCACUCUAUGGGAGCCAGGUUAUAAUCAGCCUUGUGGAACAAACUGGAAAAGAAAAACUUCUUGCAGAUGCAUACCUGAAUCAUGUUCUUCACCUGGAUUGCCCUGAACUGACAUAUGUCAGCUUUGACUUUCAUGAAUAUUGUAGAGGUAUGCGUUUUGAGAAUGUUUCAGUUCUCAUCGACGGUAUCAAGGAUUUGAUUCGUGACAUGCGAUACUGCUGGUUGGACCAGCAGGGACUUAUAUGUGGUCAAAGAGGUGUCUUUCGAGUGAACUGCAUUGACUGCUUGGAUAGAACAAAUAUUGUGCAAACAGCCAUUGCCAAGACUGCCAUGGACACUCAGUUUGUUCGGCUGGGCUUGCUGCCACCUGAGGGAGUGCUGCCUACAGCUUGCCGGCGCAUUUUCCAAAUGUUAUGGGCCAACAACGGAGACAUUAUCAGCCGCCAGUAUGCAGGCACUGUAGCUCUCAAGGGAGACUUCACAAGGACAGGUUCCAGACGCCUAGCAGGAAUGAUGAAAGAUGGUUACAACUCUGCCAACAGGUACUAUGUGAACCGGUUCAAGGAUGCUUACCGGCAAGCCACUAUUGACCUGAUGUUGGGCAAUCCAAUCACAGAAGACUUUAUGGCAGUCAGCCCAGAGCAGGAUGAUGAGCCUGUUCUGGAAAUGCAAGACCAGGAGCACCAAGAGCAUGUCAAGCAGUUGAUAGAGCACUGCAAGAAGAUGCUGAUUCCUGAGAGUGAGGUGGUGCUAGGAGGAUGGGCUCUCAUUGAUGCAGACCCUGUCACUGGUGAUCCUGGGCAGGCUGACAUGGACUCCAUUCUGGUGUUGACCAAAGAUUCAUACUACGUGGCUGAGUAUGAUGACCAAACAGAUCGCAUUACCAAAUACCAAAGAGUGUUCCUAGAGGACCUUGAGAAAAUGGAACUAGGUCCUGAGCCAUCUCUCUUCAAGUCAAGACACUACUGUAUUCGUUUCCAUUAUCUGGUCAAUGGACAGAGUGGUUAUUUUCACAUGUUUCGGUCAACAGGAACUCGCUUCUUCAAUAACGUGGCUGUUCCCAUCAGUGGAGAAGAAGAAACCAUUGAGUCACUGAAGGCCAUCUGCGAGUCAUUCAAGGUGGCACUGAGCGUCAAGUCACUGAGUGUGCCAUUGUUUGAGGGUAAACUGGAGCGGCGCCGCAGCAAGCUGCCCUUUGUCCAGGGCGAGCGACCAGGCAGCCUGGGCUUGGCCCCUCUGGGUGCCAUGACACGUAACAUGUCUGAGGGUCAGCUGAUGGCCUUUGUGAGUGUCGGCUCACGUGCCCUCAGCAAUGUGACCUCACAGUUCGCCCGGCUGAACCCCAUGCGCAGUGUGCGUGGCCUGGCCAAACGCCCUGCUGCUGCACUGGGGGCACUCACCGAGGGCUCCUUCCAGGUGGACAGCUCGUCAGACUCGGAGGAAGACUCGGCACGCUGGCUGCGGCAACCACUGCCAGCAACCGAGCGUACACAGAGCUCGGACUACUCAAGUGACUCAGAUGCACCAGAGCCAGGCCAUGAUGCCCUACUAGAGAGCUGUGGCAUUCUCGCUACAAGCCCUGGCUUGGCCAACUGCGAGCAAAGGCCACCUGCCCACCAAGUUGUGGACAUUGACGAUUUUGUACUAGAUGCCAUGCGUCGUGCAUCGCUACGCCAGCCCAAGACCCAGUCGGCUGUUCUGGCACCACAGAUACAGGUGAGCGGAGAGUCUCCUGCAGAAGCACCUCUCGGAGGCCGCCUACGUCAGCUGUCCAAAUCCUCGGAGGAAUUGGAAAGCCGACCUGCCAGCACUUCACCGGGAAAUCUGUCCAGACUGUUUGUGCUAGAGGAAGGACCUCAUGAGCCAGCAAAAAUGAAAAUGUCCCACAGUGAGAGUGCCAUUCAAGAUUUUUCGCUUCCUGGUCCGAGUCCAGUGUCCUCGCCUAUUGUCAUCAAAAAAGAUCUGGUACUGUCACCCUUGUCGCGCAUCGCCAAGGGUGUACAGACCUUAGGCUUAAACCUACGGCCAGCAGCUAUUGUAGGACGUCGUGCACCACUGCCUGUGGAGAGCGAAGCUCUGCAGCAGCGUAAACGGGCCUGCCGCUCACAAAUAAUUGAACUCUGAUGCUAGACAACAGGCCUGGUACCCUCCAUGGGCAGUGUGCACAACUAGGGUGCAAGUACCAGUUCACAGCUUGCACACAUGAAAAUUCUGUUUCUGGCCAUGGAGCAACUAGUUCAGCUUCUGGAACAAAGAGAGCAAGAACUGUCCCUAAAAAAUGCAGCUAGUACUACUACAUGCACCCAACGACGUCUGCACACUUGGACGCAAUGCCUCUUUUUGCACUGUGGGCUUAGCAACAAGGAUGUCCCCAUGGCAAAAGUCAACCUCAUUGAUUUGUUACGAUAUCUAAAAGUGUUGUCAAUACCAAAAUAUGCAGUAGUGGCUAUCCUGAGCAUUUUCCUUAGCUCUAUCCAAAGCUCAAAUCUGUGCCCAGCCUAGUCUGUCCCCAACCUGCAUAUUCCUACUUACAACUAUUUCCCUGCCUGAGCGAUAGCUGCAAUCACCUUGAGCAGCUGUAAGCAUGUUGCACAAACAGUGGAAUGAAUCCAGCCAUCAGUACAGCAUGCUUGACAGCUCUCACUGGGUACUUGCUGCAUUUUUGUACAUAAUUUGUUGCAGCGAGUUUGUAUAAUCAUGUACUCAGAUUUAUACCAUGCAUGUUUUCACCACAGGAGAAUGCGAGUUCAUGUAUCGUACAUUUGGUGUGCCCUGUGCCUGCAGUUCCCUUUCCCCUCAGUUAGUGCACAAGUUUUUAGUUGCCAGCCAUUGUUGGGGGGCAUUUGAGUGCAUUUAUCACUGAACACAUUCCAUGCGUUUCCAGUCUUAAUUCACAAUAAUUUUGGACCAAGCAAUCAGCAACAACUUCGGCUGCUAGUGAAAACAAAUACUCAGCCACAGAGGCAUCACCUCUGUCACAUAAUCAUGUUCUCGUAUUGCUUGUUGUAGGCUUCUUUUGCCUUUUCAAGCAGCGUGGCAAUGCCUCGAACAUUUGUUGGUUAAGCAAAGUUAUGAGUGCAUGCUUGCUGGUUAUGCUUCACUACCAGAGAACAUGCAGGCCUGACAUUUUUGCAUCUGUGGACUGCCUGUAGAUAGUUCAGUCCUGGACUACUCCAGAGGAACACUGUUGAAAUUUGACAUCAAAAUUUGGCUGUUUGUGGCAUAUUCCUGUUUUAAAAGCUUUUCCAGGCGCCUAAGUGGGCUGUAAUUAAAAUCGACGUGAUGUAAGGCACCUUUGAGCUUAUAAUUGUUCGGAGCAUUCGAAGCACAAAAAGGCAAUGCCAUUUCACUGCAGAGGCUAGCAGUACCUCGUAACCAAACAGUGUAUUAAUGUACAAGUGAAGCUCUAGGAAAGUGCUGGCAAAGAAAAAUAUAUCUUGUUAUAGUUAUGCCAGUUAUACAGCAGCUGAGUCGCUUUGUGUGUGUACAGUGUCACAUGUCUAGCAAAAAGGAAGUAGCAAUGUGUACUUUAGAAGACAUUUUAGUGUGCAGAAAGGCUUUCACUGUAGUAAAAUUACACCAGUAGGUCCAAUCCCAGCACACUGUAGCUGUGCACAACUGGUUUAACUUCAUUUACAUAUGAUCUGUGCUGCUUGGGAUAUCAGUGCUUAAUUCCCAGUUUGGUACAGAUCUCCAAUUUAAAAGAUGUGAACUAUAAUGAAAAAUUUUCUGCUGCUGCAAUGCUUGUGCAAGUUGUUUAGUUUCUAUGGUUACAUCAAUUCUGUACAGGCCAAGCAAAUGAUGUAUUUGCUAUUGAGUGCUCCUAGGCACAUCCUGUUUGUAAGACCAUAAUGCUCAGCACAAUCUUUUUUUGGCAUGCCAGUUGAUUUAAAGCCAAAGCAACAUGUUAACACCAUGUGCUCAGUGUCUUGGCACCGCAGUAGCCCAAACGCUUGGCCCAUGUACUACCAUAUUGGUUCAGCCUCGAAAUAAAAUUGUGUGGCCUAUGAAA